AUAGCUCCAAAAGAUACCUGAAACUCCAGACACGAUAAAUUCCUCUGCAAAGCUGCUACCAACGCGCUCUGGUUCUUCUGUAUAUUUCAAUGUAGCCAGCAAAGAACUUCCAGGUUUGGCGAUGGAGAAGGUCCCGCUGCUGCUGCUUGUAGCGAUGGUGGUGCUAGCAGCAGCAGCACUUCCGGUUCUGGGACAAGAAGUAGAAGCUGAAAACGAGGCGUUCGAUCCAAACGACGACUUCGAGUUCCAGAUGAAGAAGCCGAAAAUUCUCGUCAAAGGCCAUGUUGUCUGUGAUCGAUGCUGGCACGGACGUGUUGGCAACAUGAGCCUCCCUCUCCAUGACGCCGAGGUAGGCAUCAAAUGCGUGGACCUGUAUGGAUUCGUGACCUUCUCCGGCGUUGGAUACACCAACACUCACGGCGUCUUCACCAUUCCCAUGGACGAGAUUCCAGCCAUCUUCGGCGUUAAGGGAUGCAAAGCCAAGCUUCUGCGAGGCCCAAGCACCGGCGACUGCGAUGAGGUGAGCUCCAUGGGAGAUGGUCACACGGGAGCUCCGCUUCUACUCGUCCACAAAUCCCUGCGAGAGGUCGUGUUUACUUCCGGUCCCUUCGCGUGCCGGCCUCUCAAACGUCCGGGAGCUUGCAAAACCGCCGCUGCUCCUCCUCUUCCUCCUCCGCCAGUUUACAAGUACUCGUCACCACCGCCACCGUUCAAGCACGUCCCAAACCAUCAUCCACCCCCGCCAAGCGUUCCCAGCUACCAUUCUCACACUCCUCCGCCUGUUUCUCACCAUCCGCCACCACCAUCUCCACGACCAGUUGCUCCUCCAGUUUCUAAGUCGCCGUUCAAUCCAUACAUUUACAAGUCCCCACCCCCACCACCUCCAGCUCCUGUGAAAUACCAUCAUCCACCUCCGGCUCCAAUCUACUUCCGCAAAACUCCACCUCCGCAGAUCCAUCCUUCACCACCUCCUGUAACUUCUCACAAGUAUCCGCCUCCAAUGGCACCUCAGAAGCCAUUACCACCACCUCCUGUAACUUCUCACAAGUAUCCGCCUCCAAUGGCACCUAAGAAGCCAUCGCCACCACCAAGUAGCAAGCCGCCACCUCCAAAAUCAUCACCUGGGCCUGUUACAAAGCUUCCACCUCCACUUUUCUACCACUCUCCUCCACCACCACCUACGUAUCAUAAUCGAUCUCCACCACCUGUUCCUGCCAAGUCUCCUGUUCAAGUGCCACCUCCUCAUGCCUACAAGUACUCUUCGCCUCCGCCGCCACCGAGAAGCAUCACCUGGGAUUUCGGAGUCAAGCGAGGAAAGUUAGCCAUAGAUGCCUCUGAAUUGCCAGAGGAAGAUAUAAACGACUGAAGUACCUCGAAAGAUGACCCCGGCUUGGAGUAAGCUAUGCACAGCUGAGAGGCCAAGAACACCGAUAAAAAUUUAGUUCUUUGGAGUUUGAUAAGGCUUUGAACAAAAUGCUUGUUCAAAGACUUGCGUACCUCUGCAACUGUGAGACACUUGAAUUAUUUACAAAUGCUUCCUACAUCCUACCUA
This is a messenger RNA of Selaginella moellendorffii, 1552 nucleotides long. RefSeq names its product extensin-1-like. Bases 122 to 1366 code for a protein of 414 amino acids. The transcript has 2 exons. NCBI's taxonomy places the organism in Eukaryota, Viridiplantae, Streptophyta, Lycopodiopsida, Selaginellales, Selaginellaceae. The record is from RefSeq and is a predicted model, not a curated record.